AUGGAAAGUUCAAUCAGUGACCAUGAUUUAGUUUACAUUGCACUUCGCCUCAAAAAGGCACACACAAAACCUGUUUUUAUUACAACACGGAGUUUUAAACACUUCAACUCCCAAGCAUUCAACAAUGAUGUGGCCCUAGCGCCAUGGUCUAUAGUAGAUGCUUUUGACGAUGUUGAGGACAAAUUACAAGCUUUCAACUCAUUGUUUAUAGAUAUACUUGAUAAACACGCACCGAUAAAAACGUUUCAAAUCAGAGGUCGACCUAACCCAUGUGUAACUGAGAACAUUCGGGAACUGAUGAAGACUAGAGACAGGUGGAGAAAGAGAGCUAAGGAAACGAACGACCCUGAAGCUUGGAUUGAGUAUAAAAACCUGAAACACAAAGUAAGAUCUGAAAUCAGACUGGCUGAGCGUGAAUUUAUAAAGGAUCAAAUUAACAAGAAUCCAAAUAACACCAACAACAUCUGGAAAGCUAUUCGCCUUUGUAUCCCUAACAAGUCAUCCUCUCAAACGAUCUUUAGUAAAGAUGACAAAACUGUAGCGAAUGAUUUCAACCAGUUUUUUGUUUCUGUUGGUCAAAACACAGUUGAGGACAUUAAAUUGCUGGCAAACGAAUGUGGUUAUCGACGUGAUGUGUCCUUUAUUCCGAGACAAUACCCAUUGUCAGAACAGUUUUCAUUUAGAACUACUGACAGUGAAGAAAUUAGUCAAAUAAUAAGCUCAAUGUCUUCCAAUAAAGCCCCAGGAAUUGAUCAAAUUCCCAUUCGCGUAAUAAAAGACUGUCUGACAUCUAUACUGCCUACACUUACAUCUAUUGUUAAUUCCUCACUAGUUACUUCUACCUUUCCCACUGUUUGGAAAAUAGCAGAAGUAACACCCAUUCCUAAAGAUGGAGAUCAUGAACAAGCGAUCAAUAAUAGACCUAUUUCAUUAUUACCUGUAUUGUCGAAAGUCUGCGAACGAGCUGCCUAUAAUCAGCUUUCUUCCUAUUUAUUAGAAAAGGAAAGAUUAACGCAACACCAGAGUGGAAAUAAGAAAUGGCACUCCACCGAAACUUCUGUUAUUCAAACUACAGAUGCCAUCCUCAAUGCCAUAGCCAAAAAGAAGCUUACUGCUACAGUCUUUUUGGACAUGAGCAAGGCGUUCGACAGCAUUGAUCAUGAAUUAUUAAUAUCUAAAUUGGAAGAUGUUGGAGUCUCCAAUAUGACACUUCUUUGGUUUUGCAGUUAUCUUUCAAACAGAAAACAAGUUGUAAAGAUCCACUCAACUAAAUCAGAACUUCUUCCUGUGGUCAGUGGUGUACCCCAGGGAAGCAUUCUCGGCCCUCUUUUGUUUAGCAUAUAUGUAAAUGACUUGCCAUCCGUUCCAGAGAAAUGUAAAUCUAACAGUUAUGUGGACGACACAAAACUUAGCGUUUCCUUCCAUCUACAAAACAAGCAAGGUGCCAUUGAAGAUAUGAAUGAGGAUCUUUUGAAAGUGCGAAACUGGUGUUUCAACAACCUUCUCUUAUUAAAUCCAAAAAAGACAAAGCUCAUGGUUUUCAGAAGUAGACACAAAUUAGCGGACCUAAAUGAGUUUAGCCUAUCCCUACUUGGGAAAAAUAUAUUCCCUUCCGAAACAGUGAAAGAUCUAGGAGUUACUCUUGACCCUCUCCUUUCUUAUGACGAACACGUAACUAAGACGAUCUCUUCGUGUAUGUCCCGCCUCGGUCAGAUAAAUCGUGUUAAGCAUGUACUGGACAGGCAAACACUUAUCACUGUAAUAAACGCUCUUGUCUUCAGCAAGUUAUUUUACUGUUAG
Paramuricea clavata is the source of this 1800-nucleotide messenger RNA. NCBI's taxonomy places the organism in Eukaryota, Metazoa, Cnidaria, Anthozoa, Malacalcyonacea, Plexauridae. The record is from the annotation of a GenBank genome assembly.